This is a messenger RNA of Lathyrus oleraceus (garden pea), 1033 nucleotides long. RefSeq lists its product as uncharacterized. NCBI's taxonomy places the organism in Eukaryota, Viridiplantae, Streptophyta, Magnoliopsida, Fabales, Fabaceae. The transcript is spliced from 2 exons. Gene Ontology annotation, molecular function: carbon-sulfur lyase activity. The record is from RefSeq and is a predicted model, not a curated record. Bases 416 to 829 code for a protein of 137 amino acids.
AUCUUGAGAAACAAAAAGAAAAAUCACAAAAACAAAUAAUAUCUUGUUGCUGCCCAGGAUCGAACUGGAGACCUUCAGUGUGUAAGACUGACGUGAUAACCACUACACCACAGCAACCUCAUGAUUUUAGACGUAGUUGAAGUUAUUCUACUUUUUUAUUAUCUCAACCCAUAAUUCAGAUCUAACUAGAAUGAAUUUUUAUGUUAUCAUAAAAGCUAAUCAUAUCUUCCAUGUAUAAAAUUAUAUUAAAUGUGUUAGACAUGUUUCUCUAAUUUUCUUUACAAAACAUUAAAUACUGGAAACUAGUAAAACCAGAUCCAUGGUCUCACAGUAUACAUGAAACACAAAGUUGAAAUAGUUGUGAUAUAAAUCAGUCAAAUUCUACCGCUCCAUCUCAUCAGAUUAGAAUCCUGAAAUGGAAGGUGAAACGGUGGUGCAUAAUGGUGGCUGCCAUUGUAAGAGUGUAAGGUGGAAAGUGAUUGCUCCUUCCAGUGUGGUGGUAUGGGACUGCAACUGCUCAAACUGCUACAUGAGAGGCAAUACUCACUUUAUUGUGCCUGCUCACAAAUUUGAGCUUUUGGGAGAUUCUGCUCAGUUUCUUACAACUUAUACGUUUGGAACCCACACUGCAAAGCAUACAUUCUGUAAAAUAUGUGGUAUAACUUCAUUCUAUUAUCCUCGCUCAAACCCGGAUGGGGUUGCUGUUACAUUCAGGUGUGUUGACCCCGGAACUUUGACCGACAUUGAAAUCAGGAAUUUUGAUGGGAAGAAUUGGGAGCAGUCAUAUAAUAAGACAGGUAUCUCUUCAUGUUCAAAGGUGCAGAAGUAAGUAACUACCACAUCCUUAGCAUGUCGUGUAUGAAGUUUUUAUUGAUAAAAGUGUAGCUUAUGUUGAUGUAGUGUAUCUGUAGUACUUUCAAAAUUUGUGAAUUGUUGAUGACAAUGCAUGACCACUGUUGCUCUUGAAUUUUUGUUCAAUCAUUUGAAUGAUAUAUCAAAACACCUAAUGAAGUAGAAGGUCGGUUGCAUGACA